This is a messenger RNA of Planococcus citri (citrus mealybug), 1644 nucleotides long. RefSeq lists its product as uncharacterized. Gene Ontology annotation, cellular component: plasma membrane. The coding region runs from base 4 to 1515 and encodes 503 amino acids. The transcript has 4 exons. The record is from RefSeq and is a predicted model, not a curated record. NCBI's taxonomy places the organism in Eukaryota, Metazoa, Arthropoda, Insecta, Hemiptera, Pseudococcidae.
AAGAUGUACGUCGCGAGAGCUGUUGUGGUUGCAUUUUUGAUGCUACAAGGUGCUAUAAAUGUUGCGGAAAGUAAUGUGGUAAAAGAAAUAACGCACGAAGAUAUUCGAGAUGCAAUAUUAUCUCUAUUACAUCAAUUUAGAGAUAAUACGGAUAAAUUAGAAAGACACGAGUUACGAGAAAGGCAAUUAGGAGAACAACUGAAAAAAGCGUUUACCAAUGUUGAGAAAAAACAGAAUUCCGAAGAGGUGUAUGCGAAUUCCAUUAUGAACCUUCUGCAUAAUAUAAGCAAACGAUUAGAGACAUUGGAGAAUGUAGUUGCAAAAGCUGACAGCGAGCCUACUAUAGACACUCCGAGUAAAGUCGAAGAACUACUUCAGAUCAAAUUUGCCAAUUUGGAGCAAGCUAUUCAAACCAACAAAAUGAGUUUGCAGACUGCCAACAACAAUGUACAUGAAAUCCUAAACGUUGUGGUCAGCUUGAGUGCCGUACUGAAUGAUAAAACUGCUCAACAAACGAACACGAUGAACACACAGCUGGCGAGCUUGCAAUAUAAACUACAAGAUCAGAUCACUAAGCUACACGAAACUGUGAUUGAAAAAACUCAAGAUUUAUCGAAUAAAGUAGCUGAAAACUUAAGACGAUCGGUAAAUUUGGAAGGAUCAUCUCAAUCACAUUUAUCAGCCGAUAGCUUACAGAUCAUCAAGAACGAUUUGAUCAACUUCAGCGAGAGAGAAAUUAAUAAACUACAAGAAGAAAUAGGCAAAUCCCUCCAAACAUUAACCCAAGAGCAAGACAGCAUCUUAGCGACAUUGACCAACUCUGUAGGAGCUGUGGAUUCCUUGAACCUAAACGUGAAGAAAAAUUACGAACACCUUCUAAAAGAAAUGAAAGGCCUCUCAAAAAUCGAACAAGUUUUAAUCCAAACCGCUGAUAACGUAUUGGAUAUAAAACGAAGGAUAGAAUACGGAUCUCACGAAGUCCUCCUCGAAGUAACUGAACUCAUCAAAGAACAAAACAAAGAUUUUAAUUCGAGUGUAAACAAACGAUUUGACGGAAUUUCAUUCGAUAUACAAAACAGUCAAAAUGGUGCGUUGGCCAAUUUGAGUUCGAAAAUUGAAACUGAAAUCAGUCAAGUUUGGAGACAAAUCGGAACCAUGUAUCAAACACUGACCAAUUCAGCGGAUACAUUGGAUAAAUUACAACAACAUACCGAAAUCUAUGUAAAUGGUAGUCUGAAAACUUUAGAUCACAUGGAGGGUAAAGUAGGCCAAAUUACUAGCAGAAUGACCGAAGUUGACGAUAAUUUGAACUACUUAUUAGGUCGUUUGUCUUUGGUUACUCAAGAAUUCAGUCAAAUUAGAACAGGUUUAGGGGAAGCUUUGGAUAAAAUAAAGGGUACUUUUACAACUGUACAAAGUAAGGUUAAAGAUGUUGGACCAGGACCCAAUCCGAUCGAAGAAGAUGCACCAACCUACAAUAGUAAUUUACUCAAGUCACAAUACACUGUAAGUUAAGGGACAUCUCAUUUAACGAAUACCUAUUACCUACUACCUAUACUAGGUAUAGGCCUUACAAAAAUGAAAGAAAUUUUUUCUUUUGUGAUGUUUUUCAGAACAAAAUUAAUAAAUCAAUGUUAAUUUUUA